CAACUUGUUGCUAAGCGAGUUGCACCAAACCGGAAUUCAUAUAACCGCCACAAUGAACCGUGUGCAGCAGGCUAAGAACAAUGGGGCUCGAGCUCGCCUAGCCCGACAAAGAGCUAACCCUGCGGCGCAUACAGCCCGUGCGGUCCCUGCAACACCUGCAGCCUCUACUAACGAGGCUCCUGGUAACGAAGCUCUUAGUGACGAGGCCGCUUCUAGCCACUUAGUUUCUACCAACAACAACGGUAUCAGCAACAACAUCCCCGAUAACCUCGACAACCUCGAUAACGUUCCAAACAACGUUCCAUUCAACACUCCAGACAGUGUUACUAUCAACACUCCAGACAGUGUUACUAACAACAACUUUCCCGAACAAGCUGUUCCUACUCCAGAGCCUUCCAAUCAGCAGGCUGCUAAUCAGGGUGUUGACAACCAGGACUUUGUCAAUCAGGACUUUGUCAAUCAAGGUGGUGCUCCCAACCAGGACUAUCACAUUCCCAUCCCCAACCCCCUAGUUCCCAAUCAAGGUCCCGUUCAAGAUCCUAUCAGUCAACUUCCUCCUGGUCAAGUUCAUUCCCGGCUUCCAAUCGGGUUCUUUAAUACUCACAUCUUCGAGGAGUUUGCUUACGACCCUUCUGAGUACGAUCCUUACAUUGUUCGUCUCGGCUUCUCAGGUGUUCCUUUGUUUAUCAACAACCUGAUCCUUGAAGGAGUUGUUCCUCUGUACCUCUUUGCCUUAGCACCUAUCCAGGAGCCCGAUCAGGAGUCCGAUCAGGAGCCCGAUUUCCAACUCUUUCCCGACGAGGACGGGAACAACCCCGCCGACGAAAACUCGUACAACGAGGGUCUGUUUGAAGAGGAAGAGGUCAACGAGGAGCUCGAAGACGAGGCAGGAGACGGAGAGGCAGAUCAAGAGGUUGAUCUAAGCUAUUAUUUUGAAGAGCACGAACCUAAGGAGGAGGAUUCUAACGACGACGAAGAGGUUUCCGACGGCGAAAAGGAGGACGACUCUGAAAAGGAUUGCGAUCAGGACGAGUCUAAAGAUCAGGGCGACGACGAUCAAGAAGAUCCCGACCAAGAGAGUUCCAAUCAAGGUUCUAACCAAGAGGGCUCGGGCCACCAGGGUUCUGAUUGCGAAGGUUCUGACCCAAAGGGCUCUGACCACAAAGACUCUGACAAUCAAAGUCCUGGCAAUAAAGCCACCAGCUCUAAAGCUACCAACAACCACCCAUCUUCCAACACCGCUUCUAACACCACUUCCAAUAUGGCUUCUCAGAACCUUCUCGGCAUGGUUAUCGCACCUAACCAGUGGCGAUACGCCCGCGCGUGCAUGGUGUGCUCUAUCAUCAUGACACAAUCUCAUUUUCGCGCGGAGGGCUGCCCCAACUGCCCUUUCCUUGACCUGAAGGGAUCGCCUGAGGCCAUUGAGGCCUGCACCUCGAGCCAGUUCGAGGGCACUGCCGCCUACUUCCAACCUCGUCGUUCCUGGAUUGCGCGCUGGCAACGCGUCGACACCUUCGUCCCCGGUACCUAUGCCAUCAAGGUAAACGGUUCUCUACCGGAGGACAUCAAGCAGGCGAUCGAAGAUCAAGGCAACACCCACAUUCCCCGUGAUGGAAGCGCCCUUGAAAUCGACUAGACGGCGACUAAAGGCCUUUCAAAGUCGGGCAAAUAUGCUGCUAAGCCCGCAGGACGACAGGCAGAGCAACAGCCUGUUCAGAGUCGGGGCAAGAAGAAUGCCCAGAAGACGGGACAGCAGAACCGUCAGGAAGAGGACCACCGUAACCAGCAGCAGCAGCCGCAGCAGCAGCACGAAGGUCACCAGGAGCAGGUCCAGCAGGCGCAGCAAGCUGGAGAGAAGGUGGUGAUUACCAUUUCUUAAUGCGCGACACGGUUACGGGGUUGUUUUAGAUACCAGUUGUUUGUACUCCCGAAUAGGUUGAGUUAAUUCUCCCAGGCUUUGCAUUAAGAAAAAGAAAAGGUGGACAUGGAAAGAUGCCAUUACUAUUAGUUAGUAUGGAUCGCAUCUGGCUUUUUUUGUGCAGGCUUCUACGUAUAGGCCUACGUUUACUCCAUAGGACAUAUUCCUAUGAUGAUUGUAUUGGCCACUUGGCCAUCGCCAUCGGAGUUUUUACAUUGCAUUGCAUUGCAUUGCAUCGCGUUGUGUUGUGUUUUUAUGUUUUUAGUGUGCCGUGUUUUCAUGUCUUGCUCGCUGCUAUUAGCCUAGGUUAGGUUAGGUACUUCACCACAAGUAAUGCCUCUUUAUAUAAAGAGCUGCUUGUUAAUUCAUAAGUCAUUUCUUUUAUA
Molecule: messenger RNA, 2304 nt
Organism: Daldinia loculata
Lineage: Eukaryota; Fungi; Ascomycota; Sordariomycetes; Xylariales; Hypoxylaceae
Product: Spt4/RpoE2 zinc finger-domain-containing protein
Exons: 3
Coding region: 53-1636 (527 amino acids)
Biological process (GO): regulation of transcription elongation by RNA polymerase II; positive regulation of DNA-templated transcription, elongation; chromatin organization
Cellular component (GO): DSIF complex; nucleus
Molecular function (GO): zinc ion binding; RNA polymerase II complex binding
Source: RefSeq, a predicted model, not a curated record